This is a messenger RNA of Coniosporium apollinis CBS 100218, 2529 nucleotides long. RefSeq lists its product as uncharacterized. NCBI's taxonomy places the organism in Eukaryota, Fungi, Ascomycota, Dothideomycetes. The coding region runs from base 1 to 2529 and encodes 842 amino acids. Gene Ontology annotation, molecular function: ubiquitin-protein transferase activity; RNA binding. Gene Ontology annotation, biological process: protein ubiquitination. The record is from RefSeq and is a predicted model, not a curated record. The transcript has 4 exons. Gene Ontology annotation, cellular component: CCR4-NOT complex.
AUGUCUCGCUCUCAGCUUGACCAGUUCAUCGAGGAUGAUGGAGAGGAGACAUGUCCGCUCUGCGUCGAGGACAUGGACCCUCAGGACAGGAAAUUCCGUCCAUGUCCCUGCGGCUACCAGAUCUGCCAGUUCUGUUACAACAACAUCAAGAACAACGUGAACGGGCUGUGUCCCGCGUGUCGGAGACCCUACGAUGAAAAGAACAUAGACUACACGCCUCCAAGCGCGGAAGAGUUAGCGAAUCACAAGGCCAAUCUGCAAGCUCAAGCAAGGAAAAAAGCUGCAGCGCGACAGAAAGAAGCACAGAAGCGCGAGGCCGACAACUUGAGCCGAAAACAUCUUGCUGGCUUGCGAGUCGUCCAGAAGAACCUCGUCUACGUGACUGGCCUAAGUCCAACCACGCGAGAAGACCGGCUGCUCGAGACGCUACGAGGCCCGCAGUAUUUUGGGCAGUAUGGUAAGAUAGUCAAGAUCGUCGUCAGCAAUGCCAAACACACCUCCAUGUCCCAGCCUGCUGUCGGGGUCUACGUCACGUUCGAGAACAAAGAAGACGCGGCGAAGUGCAUCGCCGCAGUAGACGGAUCCCAGAAUGGCGAAAGGAUACUGAGGGCACAAUAUGGAACCACCAAGUACUGCUCGGCUUAUCUGCGCAACGAAAUCUGCAACAACCGAAACUGUAUGUUCCUUCACGAGCCUGGUGAAGAGAACGAGAGCUUCACACGUCAAGACAUGUCUUCCAUCUCCGCGAUAUCUUCGCAACAGCCUGCGCAGGUGCAUACCUCCUCCUCUAGACCUCUGCAACCUCAGGCGCCGCCGCCGCAACAAGCUCCGCAUCCAAUCGCCGCCGCUUCUCAGCCGAUGGACAAGCAGGAUAGCAAGGACGGUUCUGGCAGUCCUACAGAUAGCCAGGGCGAUGGCUCUGCGCUUCCAUCGAGUGCUAGUUGGGGAAAGCAGGUUCAAGACCGACAAACGAGCCGUGCCGCAAGUGGUGCCACCAGUGGUACCACCGCGAGUCCCCAGACAACUGCUGCGGUACCAGCUCCGCAGCCGGCAGAGUCAAGCAAAUCCCGAUCGGAAGCGGCGCCCAAGGUUACUGAAAAGGAUAAGGAAGCGAAAGCGGAAACCCCCAAAUCAUCAACGCCUCAGAGCCAGCUCACCGACACCCUCCCUGAGCCUCCUGCUGCAACGCAGAAGCUGUCCAGGCCACGGAAACCGCGGUUGCCUUAUCUUGACGAUGCGCUCAAAAUCCUCUCCACAGCAGACUUUACGCCUUACUUCUCCGCUGCUAAUCUUGAUCCGGAGGACUUAGAGAUUGUCACGAAUUUCCCCUCACUUAUCGACCCGAACGGUGGUGCGAAGCUAAGAGCCAGGAAGAAUCGGGAAGCGGAGCGUCUUAGACAAGCAGCUGAGGCCCGGGACGCUCAACAAGCAGCUCUUACGGUGGAGACUGAGGAGGCUACGGAAGGCGCUGGUGGAAGCCUCCAGCUGGGUGGUGAGCCCGAGGAACGGCAAGAUGUCGGCUUUAGCCAAAGCUUACAGCAUGCGAUUCAACCCCCUUCACAACAGCUACCAAACAGCACCAACCUCGGGCUGGGCCAGAACCUUUCGCUCGCCGAUAAUCUUGGUAACUUUGAUCUGUACCGAGGGUUCACUCCGCAGCAGCAGCAACAGCAGCUCCUUUUGCAGCAGCUCCAGUCGGCAAGUCCUCAAAAGACCAAUCUGCUCAAUGCGUUCCAAGGCACCCAAUCUCAACAAGCGCAACACGGCUCGAGUCACAACCAACAAGGCGGAAGCGCGCCAGGCCAUGCGAGGCACACCUCUAGAUUCACUUUCGCCAAUGAUACUGCGUCAGCUUCCGCGCAGGUCAAGCCGGUGGUCAAUGCUAAGCUCAUGAACCAGCAAUCCUCCAUGAUGCCACAAAACAACAAUCACUUCAAUCCGCUUUCUCAACCCCAGCAGCUCGGUAACCAGUUCUUCAGCAGUGCUGUACAAGGGCCUCCGCCUGGACUCAAAACCACAGGCACACCACCUGUCAGCGGAGGCGGCAUGUUCGGCCAAGGUCACGGCUUUGCGACAGGCAGUCUCGUGUACGGUGCCAAUGCCGCGAGCAGGAAUGCGAACGAAGAGAUGAUGCAGGAUCUACUCCGCGGCCGAGCCGGCAACGCUCGCGUCGGCAAUGCUCAAGAAGUUGGAAAGCGUGAGUCUAUGUUUCCUUCCUUCCUCAAUCACCACCCCAUGACCUCCGCGUCUGGCACUGCCCCUGGGCUUCCCAGCUUCCCCUAUGGACCUUCGCCUGGUGCAUACCAGGACUCUGGUUCUCAAAAGCCGAAGAAAAAGGGGAAGAAGCACAGACAUGCUAACACUUCCUCCUCUGGGGGAGGUGGAAUAGUUGAUGUUGCGGACCCGAGUAUUUUGCAGGCGAGGUUGCAUCAAGGCGGAGUCCUAGCGGGACAGGGAUUGUAUGGCGGGCAAGGUCAAGGUGGGUUCAGUUCAGUGUACGGCGGUGGCGGCUUCAACAAUAGAUGGUAG